GUUGGAAUAAAGGGAAGAACAACUGACUAAAAUGAAAUAAAAGAGAUCAAAUCAUACAGACAUGCCCUUCUUCGGAACAUAUGUGAAGAUGCUACAGUGCAAUCAUACCAAAAAGGCUACACUACAAUUAUUCCUCUGCUUCCUCUGCAUCCUCGGCAUCCUCUGUGUUUUGAUGCUGAGUCUUCAUUACGACUGGCUGAGGGAAUCCUCGUUUUUAGCUGCUUCCUCCUCCAAAAAGUCCAAGCAACACAAUGUAACCAUCCUGCAGUGGCACUGGCCCUAUGACAAGGUUUUGAAUUUCACCCAGGACAUCUGCUGGAAAGGCUUUGGCAUCCCAAACUGCAGGGUUGUGACACAGAGGUCCUUGUUUUCAGAGGCGGACGUGGUGGUGUUCUUUAACCGAGAGCUUAGCAUUAACAAGGAGAAACUGCCCCUAGAGCUUCCCAGACCGCCAGGCCAGAGGUGGGCUUGGAUGACCAUGGAGGCGUCUGUGCGCAACGGAGACCGGAGACGAUUUGCAGGUUUGUUCAACCUCACUGUGCACUUCAGGAGGGACGCAGAUGUUAGCAUACCAUACGGUGGACUUCUACCACAGGACUCUAAAACUCCAAUGGAAAACAUCCAAUGGAAAAAAACAGAUCUGGUCUGCUGGGUGGUCAGCAACUACCAAGAGUCGUACAAAAGAAGCCAAGUGUACAAAGAACUCAGCGCUGUCGUCCCCGUGAAGGUCUACGGACGGUGGGCAAAUGUUCCUCUUGCGCCCAAAGACCUUCUUCCCACCCUAUCUCGCUGCUAUUUCUAUUUAGCCUUCGAGAACACCAUCGCCAAAGAUUACAUCUCCGAGAAGCUGUGGAGGAAUUCUUACCAAUCUGGGGCGGUUCCGGUCGUCCUGGGAGCAUCUGUGCAAGAUUACGAGGCUGUGGCGCCGCCUCACUCGUUCAUCCACGUUGACCAGUUUGCGUCGGUGAAAGAGCUUGGCAAGUAUCUGCAGCAGCUGGCGGGCGACGUCAAGCACUAUCGCGAGUAUCUGCAAUGGAGGAGAGAGUGGAAGGUGGAAUUGCACAACAACUUGAAGUGGAGAUUGUGUCAGAUCUGUUUGCGGUAUCCCAGCUUCCCUCCGCACAAGGUCUACGAUGACCUGGAGGCCUGGGAUAACGUUGUGUAGGAGGGAGGGAGGGAGAGAGAGAGACGUAUGCUGCAAUGUUUAGUCAGUCAGAUUAUACCUCCUUUAAAUACAACAACUUUUCAUUUGUGGAAUUAGAACAAGUGUGUCUGUUUUCUGCUGUAAAUUGUGAACUUGUAUUUAGGUUCCGUGUUUUGGUUUGUUAACUGUGAAAAAUUAGAACACAACACACAUAUGUAUAUCAUAACAUCAUAUAUAUAACAACACAUGGAUCUCACUCUAAAUAAGCAAAAAAAAAAAAACCAAGAUGACAGGUAAUGAAAUAUACAAUAUUACUGGGUCAAAAAAAAAAUAGACAUCACAAUCAAAGCUAAAGACACCACUGAUACAGCUUUCAAAACUCUGAUACCAAUGAUAAUGAUGUAUUUUUCUUUAUGGCAUUGAUGCACAUGUGAAUGUUUGAUGUGUUUGAUUCUUGAUAUUAUGUGACAUGCAUAAAAUAUAUUAGAGUUAAGUCAUCUGAUGCAAAUGCAAUGGACAAGAAGUACAAGAAUGGAAUUAUAAUGAGUAAAGACCGUAGAGACCACUGGUAUGUAAUUACUAUUGUUGGUCCUAAGAUACAGUUGGAUAUAAAUACUAUGUAUAUUGAUGGAUUUUUACGAAGUAUUAAAUGGUUACUGCGAGUAGUGUUUGAUGCUAUCCCUCUUUGAUUUAAAAUGUCUUUAAAAAUGUUGCCUAUCAUUCACAAUCCUUAUGUAUGACAAACACACAUGUUUUUCAUUUUUUUAAAUGGAUUCUGACUAUUAAAUAAACGGGUGUAAAAGUCAGCUUACAAUAGAGCCUAUUGGAGGCGAUUCUAAAGAUUGGGCCAAAGUGAGGUUGGAAAUGUUUGUAAAUUUUGGAAGUUGUCUUCUCAAUACUUUGUCACUAUAUUUAUUGUACAAUAACUGAAGUACACAUUUCUAGAAAUGUCUUGUAUUUUCAGAAUAUUGAGGAAUGUUUAUUCCUCUCCCCGAAUGUGUCACUAUCGAAACAGCAAUAAAUUACGAAUAAAAAAUAUUAUGCUAAGCUGUUACUAUGGUUACUUCCCUUGUGCAGAGAUUAUUUUUAAAUAAUUGAAGU
Nerophis lumbriciformis (worm pipefish) is the source of this 2245-nucleotide messenger RNA. RefSeq names its product alpha-(1,3)-fucosyltransferase 7-like. Gene Ontology annotation, cellular component: membrane. NCBI's taxonomy places the organism in Eukaryota, Metazoa, Chordata, Actinopteri, Syngnathiformes, Syngnathidae. The record is from RefSeq and is a predicted model, not a curated record. Gene Ontology annotation, molecular function: alpha-(1->3)-fucosyltransferase activity.